UUUUUUUUUUCUAUCUCUUUUUCCUUUUUCUUUUAUAUACUCUUGCAUAUGUAUAUAUACAAUCAUAUACAUAUAUCUUGUUUACUUGACUCUAUUUAGAAACAAUGACUACAACUGGUGCUUCGUUUUUUGAUUCUUUUAUUCCUCCCACCAAGGAAUCCAUACCUCCCUUUCAGCAUCAUAAUAUGUCCUCGCAAGAGUCAACUACUACUUCACCUACAUCGGCUUUAUUUGAUUAUUCUCAUCAUGAUGACCCACAACAAGAAAGUUUUCCUGAUACUCCCGUACCUACUUUGAAAGAACUCAAAACUAUUACCCACUUUUCAGUAUAUGAAGAAUACUUACCAGAAUGGCAAAUGCUUAGUGAAUCCUAUAAAAGUCAAAAACAAGAACUUCAUCAACGGAUUACACAGCAAUUACAUAGUUUACAAGAAUUAGAAGAUCGAUUUGAAAAGAUGAGUAUGGAUUUUCAUCGAAAGGUAGAAUCAGCUUAUAAGAACUUAUCACAAGAACUGGUUGAAUGGCAAGAUGAAUUGGAAUUGGAAAAGAAAUCGUCUGAUCGUGAAAAGGAAAUGAUGCGACACGUUAGAAAAGCUCAAGAAGAAAAGAUCAAACUUAAUGUAGGUGGUCAACUCUUUGAAACUUCUUUAUCUACUUUAAGACGUGAUCCCAAUUCAACACUUGCAGCCAUGUUUAAUGGUCAUAGUAACAUUACUCCUGAUGAAACGGAUGGAUCUUAUUUUAUUGAUCGAGAUAGUACCUAUUUUAGAUUGGUGUUGAAUUAUCUUCGAGAUCUUCGGGUACCUUCGAGUAUACGAGAAGAUCCGAAAGUGAUGGAUGAAUUGAUGCAAGAAGCCCGCCAUUAUCAAAUCAAUGGCCUAUUAAAAUUGGGGAUGACGGAAGAUACCACGCGAUUAUUCCUAUAUUAAAACUCUCUUAUGAUCACUACUUUUCUCUAUUUUUUUUUUAUUACUCUAUUACUUAGUUUUAUUAUUAUUAUUAUUAUUACCCAUUUUUCUAUUUUAUGUAUAUCCAUAUUUAUAAUUAUACCAAAUCAAAAUAAAACACAUUGAUCU
This is a messenger RNA of Halteromyces radiatus, 1076 nucleotides long. Its product is annotated as BTB/POZ protein. Gene Ontology annotation, molecular function: protein binding. The record is from RefSeq and is a predicted model, not a curated record. NCBI's taxonomy places the organism in Eukaryota, Fungi, Mucoromycota, Mucoromycetes, Mucorales, Cunninghamellaceae. The coding region runs from base 105 to 929 and encodes 274 amino acids. Gene Ontology annotation, biological process: protein homooligomerization. The transcript is spliced from 7 exons.